This is a messenger RNA of Neltuma alba, 2673 nucleotides long. Its product is annotated as putative pentatricopeptide repeat-containing protein At1g02420. Gene Ontology annotation, molecular function: mRNA binding; protein binding. The transcript has a single exon. Lineage: Eukaryota; Viridiplantae; Streptophyta; Magnoliopsida; Fabales; Fabaceae. The coding region runs from base 509 to 1960 and encodes 483 amino acids. The record is from RefSeq and is a predicted model, not a curated record.
GAUAUUUGUGCCUCGCUGACCUAAAAUCCUAAAACCCUAACUCCAUAAAGCUCGUCGUUCGACUUCGACAGCUCUACCUCUGUCGCAUCUCUGAUUCGUGACUCCUCAACUCCGCCUCCUCUGGCUUCGUCUCCGUCACCACGCCAUCAGGUCGCCGGAGAAAUGCUGCUGAGCAGAUUUUGCAAGACUUGCAAAAUAAUGCCGGCACUUGGCUUCAAGUCAUGCAUAUUUUACAAAACGCUCAAAAUCUGAAUACUAGAAGUUCUUUGCCUUGUAGGUUCUCGAAGGUGUGAUUAAAUACCGAUGGAAUGCUCUCCCUGUUCAUUCAGCGAGAUUGAAUGAAUAAUUUUAUUUCUGAUAUUAUUUUAAAGGUUUUUGAAUGUGACAAAAAUAAAUUAAGAAAGGCAUAAUCAAUAUGCAAUGCCUCUGGAUGGUCGGUUAGUGUGAUUACCUGGAGUUACCCUGGAAUCGAUUCCAACUUCUAAGUGAACCAAUCUCAACCUCACGGAUGUUGCUGAGGUCUCUCUCAUUUGCAUCGCUAUCCAGGUACUACCUUUGUGUCUCAAUUGCUCGCUUUUGCUCCGCGAACCGCAAUUUGCACCAUGAUGUUGAAUCAGUAUUCCGUAUUAUCACUUCCUCUUCAUCUCCUGAAGACCUCAAGCAAUCUUUGAAAUCAAGUGGAGUUUUCCUCUCCAAUGAUUUAGUCGAUGCAGUUUUGAAAAGGGUCAGAUUUAGUCAUUCCAACCCCUUGCAAGCUUUGGAAUUUUUCUGGUAUACCGGCAAUAGACGAGGGUUUUUUCACUCUGCUUUUUCCCUCGAUACUAUGCUUUAUAUUUUAGGACGAAGCCGUAUGUUUGGCCACAUUUGGGACUUAUUGCGUGAAGUGCGACGGAAAGAUCAAUCCAUAAUAACCCCUCGCACCCUUAUGGUUGUCUUAGCUAGAAUAGCUAAGGUGUGCUCAGUGAGGGAGACCGUGGAAUCAUUUAGGAGGUUUAGAAAGUUUGUUCCUGAAUUCGAUACGACCUGUUUCAAUUCUUUGUUGAGAACCUUGUGCCAAGAGAAGAGUAUGAAGGAUGCCAGAAAUGUUUAUCAUGGUUUAAAGUAUGAUUUCCGGCCAAACUUGCAAAGCUUUAAUAUACUUUUGUCAGGGUGGAAAUCCACAGAGGAAGCUGAGGGAUUCUUUAAGGAAAUGAGAGCAAUGGGGGUAGAACCUGAUAUUGUAUCAUAUAAUUGUUUGGUUGAUGUCUACUGUAAAGGGAAGGAAAUGGAGAAGGCCUAUAAGAUGGUUGAUGAAAUGCGAGAUAAGGAUAUACUACCUGAUGUAAUCACAUAUACUUCUAUCAUCGGGGGAUUGGGCUUGAUAGCUCAGCCAGAUAAAGCUAGAGAUGUUUUAAAAGAGAUGAAGGAGUAUGGGUGUUAUCCUGAUGUUGCGGCAUAUAAUGCAGCCAUAAGGAAUUUUUGCAUUGCAAAGAGGCUUCGUGAUGCUCACAGCUUGAUGGAUGACAUGGUGAAAGAAGGUCUAAGUCCAAAUGCAACUACUUACAAUUUAUUCUUUAGGGUUUAUUACUGGUCAAAUGAUUUGCAGAGUUCCUGGAAUCUGUACGGAACGAUGAUCGGAACUGGAUGCUUGCCAAACACACAAUCUUGCAUGUUCUUGAUAAGGUUGUUUAGGAAGCAGGAAAAGGUUGAGAUGGCACUGCACCUAUGGAGCGACAUGAUGGAAAGGGGUUUCGGGUCCUAUACUUUGGUUUCUGAUGUACUAUUUGACUUGCUCUGUGACAUGGGCAAGUUAAUGGAAGCGGAGAAAUGUUUCUUGGAGAUGAUUGAGAAAGGUCAGAAGCCAAGCAACGUUUCUUUCAAGAGAAUCAAGGUUUUAAUGGAGCUAGCAAAUAAGCAUGAGGCUAUUCUGAACUUGUCACGGAAAAUGGCCAUGUUUGCACGUCCAAUCCAAGUUCAAUGAAGUAUAUAGAGCGACUUGAGACAUCAAAAUUAGAACAUGGUUGUCAAAGGGAUGCUUCUCGGGGUUGUUUCUCUGACAACGUAAUUGGUACCAUUAUAACAUAGUACCAACAUGCUAUCAUCGUAUUUCGGACUUGUGGUUGCAGAAGGAAAGAUGUCAAGACCUGAGACCUCUAGGUGCCCAAGUGGCUGGAAACAUAAAGAAGGUGAAAUUUAUUCAAGCCAAAUGGGAAAUGCACAUCAAGCAGGCUAAAGCCGGAGCAGAAUCAGAAAAUAAAUUAGGACACAAGACCACUAGGACAGGAAACAUAUACUUCUGAGAUAUGAAAUAUGCCUUUUGCAAUAUGCUCUCGAACUAUAAGAUUCAAGAAAUAUCUCUUCGAUUAUUCUAAAGUUGUUCGGUGUGUGGUAGGUCAGUUUCGGGAGCAGGACAACGGCUUCCUAAAUUGAAGAAAUAUGUUCGUUUCAAGUUGAGCCAGAGUAUCAGGAUCUUGUGUUGUAGGCAAUGGUGCUUUGCUAAAGCUUCCAUUUCUAUUUGCUUGUACGUUCUUCAGAACGCAUGAAGUUUGGAUACCCAAACUUCUGCAGAGAUCUGUGAUACGUAUGUGGAAACCCUGGAUUGACUGACAUGAUUGUAGUUCUUCAACGUUAAUUCAAAUUCUUGUCUAUCCAAUGCAGAAAGAUCAAGUUAUGCAAUUACCAGAAUUUAUCAAA